Rhinichthys klamathensis goyatoka is the source of this 1846-nucleotide messenger RNA. RefSeq names its product glutamyl-tRNA(Gln) amidotransferase, subunit B (gene gatb). NCBI's taxonomy places the organism in Eukaryota, Metazoa, Chordata, Actinopteri, Cypriniformes, Leuciscidae. Gene Ontology annotation, molecular function: glutaminyl-tRNA synthase (glutamine-hydrolyzing) activity. The transcript has 13 exons. Gene Ontology annotation, biological process: glutaminyl-tRNAGln biosynthesis via transamidation; mitochondrial translation. The record is from RefSeq and is a predicted model, not a curated record. The coding region runs from base 16 to 1677 and encodes 553 amino acids.
AACACAAACACAAGCAUGGCGGCCUCCUCUUCAGGAUACAGCAGAAUGCUCUUUAGCCUGAGAAAAUAUACUAAUAAAUCACAAAGUUUGUAUUAUAUUGAUACUUUUAAUUUCAUGAUAAGGACAAUAUGGACAUCCGGAUCAAAAAACCAACUUAAGCCCAAAGUACAGAAAAAAAGUCUUCCACAAAUGGUUGGUGUUGUGGGUCUGGAAAUCCACGCUCAGAUUCAGUCCACAUCAAAGCUCUUUUCUGGAUCUCAUGUUAGAUUCUUGGCUCCACCGAACUCGCUUGUCUCACAUUUUGAUGCUUCGUUACCAGGAACACUGCCAGUGCUGAACAGAAGAUGUGUGGAGGCUGCUGUAUUGACAGGCCUUGCUUUCAACUGUACCAUCAACAGGAAGUCACUGUUCGACAGGAAGCACUACUUUUAUGCAGACAUGCCUGCAGGCUACCAGAUCACUCAGCAGAGGCUUCCCAUAGCAGUGGAUGGAACACUGGUCUAUAGUCUUUUUGAAGGUCGCAGAAGAAAUCAAGUGAUAACCAAGAGUGUAAAAAUCAAACAGAUCCAGCUUGAGCAAGACAGUGGAAAGAGUCUCCAUGAUAAUGAACAGAGCCAGACUCUAAUAGAUCUCAACAGAGCAGGUGUAGGUCUGAUGGAGCUGGUGAUGGAGCCUGAGAUGUGUUGUGGAGAGGAGGCAGCAGCUGCCGUCAGAGAGCUUCAGCUCAUCCUGCAGGCUCUGGGCACCUGCCAGGGCAACAUGGCUGAAGGGCAGCUUAGGGUUGAUGCCAAUGUGUCCGUGCAUCGACCUGGAGAGCCUAUGGGAGUGAGGACAGAGGUCAAAAACAUCAACAGUGUCAGGCACAUGGCCAAAGCCAUAGACUACGAGAUCCAGAGACAGAUGGAGGUUCUGGAGAGCGAUGGGACGGUUCUUAAUGAGACCCGAGCAUUUGACAGCAAAUCUGGUAACACAAUUCCGAUGAGGGAUAAGGAAGGCCUACAGGACUACAGGUUCAUGCCAGAGCCCAACUUGCCGCCACUGUUUGUUUAUGAGAGUGAAGCUUCAGUGCCUGCUGGCGUUGACUCCGCCCAGGUUGUGGUGAUUGACAGGCUGAGUGCCCAGUUGCCAGAGCUGCCGUCUGUGAGGAGAACGAGGCUUGUGGAGACGUACGGUGUUCUGCGAGAACACAGCUUCACGCUGGUGAAUGAGGACGGCCUUAUGGACUACUUUGAGAGUGUUGUUCAGAUGACCAAGGUAGAACCGAGGAAGGUGAUUGGCUGGGUGAUGAAUGAGCUGAUGGGAAAUCUGAAUCUUCAGAGUCUGAAAGUCUCUCAGAGUCCCAUCUCUCCAUGUGCUCUUGCUGAGCUGAUCAAUCUUGUGGAAUCUGGUCACAUCUCAUCCUCGACUGCCAAACAAGUUUUCCAGGAGAUGUGGAAGGCUACAGAGAAGACUGUGGGCCAGAUAGUGAAGGAGCAGGAUUUGUGGAUGAUAAAUGACAAAGAAGAGCUACGAAAGAUCUGUCAGAGGAUCGUGGACCGUCACACUGAGGAGGUUCAGAUUAUCAGAGGGGGUAAUAAGAAAGUACUGAACAAAUUAAUGGGUGAGGUUCAGAGAGAAACUAAAGGCAGAACUGACCCGGUCCAAGUCAGAGCCAUUCUAGAGGAAAUGAUCUCAUGAACUGCCCAGCAUGCCUAUUUUGUGGGUUAAUGGUGUCUUCUGGUAAAGCAGCUUAAUGGAGCAAUGGAAUUUACAUUUAAUAGCCUCUAUACAAACGUUCCAGAAAGGUGUCUCCACUGUAAAAUAUAUUCAUCAAACAUUUUGAUAAACAAAAGUGUUUCAUGCAACA